Mesocestoides corti is the source of this 1698-nucleotide messenger RNA. The record is from the annotation of a GenBank genome assembly. Lineage: Eukaryota; Metazoa; Platyhelminthes; Cestoda; Cyclophyllidea; Mesocestoididae.
AUGGCUCAGUGGUUUCACAGAAAUCCAAUGAAGGCUUCGGGACGACCGAACUUUGACUUAGGUCCUGUCACUACUAGCAUAUCAGCACGUAUGUUAUGCAGUCAAUUGUCUGACAAGCGCCAAAGAUUAAUAACAAUGUUUGGGGAUUUUACGGCAUCGAGUGACUCAGUAAUCGAUGCUGCGAAUCAGUACAUUUCCCUUUUGAUGGGUCUGGCUACUUCACCUGAUUCUGGCAAUUUCGCCGAGCACGAUGAAGAGACUGAGGAGGAUAGCGAUUCUGAAGUUCCGCAAGCGGAAGGUUCUGACUCUACCGAAUUAACUAAAAAGGAUAAAAAGAAAAUGUUAAGCACAAAACUCCGAAGUAGGCCAUUUAAUGUUAUAAUCUGUGACUUUACGAUCAGAACAAUGCGUGAUGCAAACUUCGAGCUUGUUGGUAUACUUUACAACCUAGGAUUGUGGCUUUCUAAACACGCUGCGAAAAUAGCUUCUAAUAACGACAUUGAAAUGGAACAGGCGGUUGAGGUCUACAAAUCCCUUCGAAAUGCUGCUGGGGUUUUCCAUUACAUCAAGUCGAACUUACUGAAACAGAUAAAAGGUGAAAUAGCUAAGGGCUCUGACUUGGAUCCCAAUGUACUUGAAGCCUAUAUUUUACAAAGUCUUGCAGAAGCACAAGAAGUUACUAUCGCCCGAGCUAUGGAGUUAAAACAUGAUCCUGGUAUUAUUGCUGCAUUGGCCUCAGAAACUGCAAUAAUGUAUGAAAAGUGCAAAUUGAUCUUCUUGUUUACAGAGUUUGGACUUCAAAAUGUACCCGAUGCGCUGGUCACCAAAUGGAGAGCCUAUUGUAUUUUUAAAGCUGCCUGCUUCCGCGCUUAUGUGAACGGCAUCGGCCCCAUCGACCAAGGGCAAAUGUCACUUUCUGUUGCCAUGGUUCCUCCGGCCUCGCCCCGCGAAUGUUAUUACAACCCACCCUUGUGCAGUAUUCCCCCAUCACUGUCGGCCCUCGAGCGCGUUGAAAUAGGCGGAAAUGCGGAGGGUCUUAGUCACCCCAUCGCCAUACCGGGUGGGGUAGCCAAGCUGGUUCAAAGUUGUCGCGUGCAGCGCCCUCUUUUGCGAUCUCGAUCGUGCCUUGUCUCCAGUUGUAGCGGUGUGCAACUGGAGACGUUGAGUAGGCAGUGCGUGGGCCGCUGGGUCGUGGCUCGUCAGUUGGCCCAUUGUUUUUACUCAGAAAGCCAGUUGAAGGCGGACCAUUGUGGUGUGGCUAUCGUCUCUGCCCAGGAAGCUCUCAAAUACUGUGCGCAGGCACAGAAUGCUGCCAAGGUCUAUCGGUCUGGCUCCGGUGCUGAAUACGUUUUCAUUCGAAGAUUGCAGCCCUACGCUCAGCGCACCUUGACCAAGGCCCAGACGGAAAACGCCAUGAUCUACCAUCAGAAAGUGCCGGCCAGUAUGCCCCAGUUGCAGUUAAAACCCGACUACGGCGUUGCCACACCUGAGCUCCCUGCUGGAUUAAGCUUCUCUGUCGACGAAUCGUGGCAGGAGGCAAUGCCUGGUUUCGACCUCACCAAGGUUCCUGAGUGGAUUUCUCGGAAGGAUUACCAAGCCAAAAAGAAGGAGGCAGCAAAGCUACACACAGUUCCCGAGACUCCAAUUUACCAAGGGGACAGGGACCCAAACAACGAGAGUGGCUGCGUCAUAUCUUAA